AUGUCGAACACAGCAGAUUCCUCGCCAAGGGGCUCGAAUUCUCCUUCGCCAUAUCCAUAUCAAGGUGGCAGGACCCCCAUCGAUGCCAUUAUAGCCUCGGCUCGUGCCGGUUCUUCUUCCCGCAGGAAUCUUGUCGACACAGAGAUGGAGGAUCGUUCCGAAUCCCCCGCCGAAUUCGCUGCUCGUAAUGGCACCUCGCUGCCUCGUCCGCCACCGUCUCCCUCAAGCACCUCUCAGUCCGAUGACGGUGGAGCACAGGAAGACUUCGCCGAUCUCGCCUCCAUAGACGACGCGGACACCAAGCGAGGCGCCGUCGAGCGCUCCUUUGAUCCGUCCGCUGUCCGCCUAUCUCGCCGUGGCACCCUUGUGCCCGCCUCUCCUACAUCCUCCAACGGCACCUGGAUCCUCCAGGAUGCGCCCCUUAGCACCGCAUCCAACCUUCCACACGAGAUUCUCCUCCACAUUUUCAAGUAUCUCGUCCUCUAUCCUCCCGAUCUGCUCUCGUGCCUGCUCGUCUGCAAAUCAUGGUGCUUGAACGGCGUUGAGCUGCUGUGGCAUCGCCCCGCGCUCUUCAAAAUUUCUUCCUUGUUCAAGUUGGUCGGCGUCAUUCGUAAGCCGGAGCAGCUCUUCCCGUACGCCGACUUUGUCCGCAGGCUCAACUUCACGUUACUCGCCAACCAGCUCGAGGACCAGCUCUUCUCCAUGAUGUCGGCGUGCACGCGCCUCGAGAGACUCACGCUUGCUGGCUGCUCCAACAUCACAGACGCCACUCUUGUCAAAGUGUUCCAAAACACGCCACAGCUGGUAGCCAUUGAUCUCACAGACGUCGCCGACAUCUCGGACGCCACCUUGCUGACGCUCGCAGCAAAUUGUCCCAAAGCUCAAGGCAUCAACCUCACCGGCUGCAAAAGGAUCUCGUCCAAAGGCGUUGCCGAGCUUGCCCGCAGCUGUAAGUUUCUAAGGAGGGUCAAGCUGUGCGGUUGCGACAACGUCGACGACGAGGCGCUGCUCGCGUUGACGGAGCACUGCCCUUCGUUGUUGGAGAUGGAUCUGAUUCACUGCUCCAAAAUAUCGGACAAGUCGGUUAGAGAAAUUUGGACCAGAAGCUUCCAGAUGCGCGAGCUCCGCUUAGCUCAUUGUACGGAGCUCACAGACAAUGCCUUCCCUUCGGCGCGCGGAACCACGGGCGUGUCCAUGCUGGGUACCUCGCAUUCGCACGGCUCACGCUCCGGCAUGAUCGCUGCAUCGGCCUUCGCAAGUGAGUCAGCACCCACAAGUCGUGGGGCAUCUCCAAGUGUCAAUGCGGCAAUGGACACAAGGCGCGAUGGCGGACUCACGGGCUCCGCUAGCAUACUCAGUGACUUGGGGGGUCACAGCCGACUCUUUGACCAUCUGCGCGUUUUGGACCUCACCAGCUGCACGUCCAUUUCAGACGACGCGGUCGAAGGUAUCGUUGCCAAUGUGCCUCGCCUCAAGAACCUUGCCCUCACCAAAUGCACGCGCCUCACCGACGAAGCGCUGUAUAGCAUCGCCAAGCUCGGCAAAAACCUGCACUACCUCCACCUCGGUCACGUCUCCAACAUUACCGAUCGCGCCGUCACCCAUCUAGCACGCUCCUGCACGAGGUUGCGUUACAUUGACGUCGCCUGCUGUCCGAACUUGACCGACCUUUCGGUGACCGAGAUUGCGAACAACAUGCCGAAGCUCCGCCGCAUUGGACUGGUCAAGGUGGUCAAUCUGACAGAUCAGGCGAUCUACGGGCUGGUAGAUAGGUACAAUUCGCUCGAGCGCAUCCAUCUAUCGUACUGCGAGAACGUCUCGGUGCCUGCCAUCUUUUGCGUGCUGCAGAAGCUGGGUCGAUUGACGCAUUUGAGUCUGACGGGUGUGCCUGCGUUUAGACGGCCCGAGCUGCAGGCCAUGUGCAGGGCGCCGCCGAAGGAUUUCAACGAGCACCAGAGGCAAGCAUUCUGCGUGUACAGCGGUAAAGGUGUGCAUGAUCUUCGCAAAUUUUUGCAGCGAGUGUAUAGCGAUGAACAGCUAGCAGCGGAGUUCGGAGGGUCGGAGGCGAGGGCGAGGAACGCGUUGGGUGGAUUGGGUGAUAUUGACGUAGUUGGUGUCAAUGGAAACGGUCACGGAGCAGGUGGGCUCCACCAGCCGCAUGCGCUCGCCCAACCUCAUCCGCACGCUGCAGCGUUUGGGGGGCUGACUGGAGCAGCAGGCAUGGGGUACGCUCCGCCACAAUCAUUAGCACCCGCGGCGACGGGUCUCGGUGGCGGAGGCGCUCGCGGUGCUCCCCGCCACCACGACGCCGAACUUGUGACACGACAUUUGGAGCUCACGCCGGCGGAAGAGAUGUACUACGAGCAGCAGCGGCGUCUUGCGCGCUAUGCGAAUGCACGUCGAGCCGCCGAAGACGCAGCGCUGCUCAACCGGCCUACGUUGAUGGACGGCGCGAAUCGACGCGUGCUGGCGGAUGCGCAGGAGGCUCGCAACCCCGGAGUACCGUUGGUGGGCGAGACGCUGGGGCAGCCGAUGGCGGAGGACGAGGUGGAGGAGGACGAGGCGGAGGAGUACGGCACGCCGGAUGCGCAGGAUAUGGCUGAUGCUGAGCCGCAGCAUGGGUUUGGGCAGGGCGGUGUGCCGCAGGGGAUCCAGCAGCAGGCGCGAGGACCAAUACCACCAGACGAAGAGGGCGUGGUGGAUAGAGACCGGCUGCGCGCUCUGAGAGGCGCUCGUUUCGGCGCUUAG
This is a messenger RNA of Sporisorium graminicola, 2748 nucleotides long. RefSeq lists its product as uncharacterized. The record is from RefSeq and is a predicted model, not a curated record. Gene Ontology annotation, molecular function: protein binding. The transcript has a single exon. Lineage: Eukaryota; Fungi; Basidiomycota; Ustilaginomycetes; Ustilaginales; Ustilaginaceae. Bases 1 to 2748 code for a protein of 915 amino acids.